Messenger RNA from Sphaeroforma arctica JP610, 881 nucleotides. RefSeq lists its product as hypothetical. The transcript is spliced from 6 exons. Bases 13 to 612 code for a protein of 199 amino acids. Lineage: Eukaryota; Ichthyosporea; Ichthyophonida. The record is from RefSeq and is a predicted model, not a curated record.
GAUAAGCAUCACAUGUCGUACGCCCUGCACCAGGCUAAUCUGGACUUCAAAAACAACAUGCUACACCGGACCAUGUAUGCGUGUAUCCAGGAUGACUACAGCAACAUGACACAGACUAAUUUCUGGAAGAAAAUGUACACAACGGGCAAUGCCUACCCCUUCGACGAGUUUGGUCGGCGUGUGGAGGGACAGAAGAUCCCCCCCGGGCUCAAGCAGCUGAAGGACGAUCCCUAUCGCACUCUCUCGCGCUACGUCCGCACCAGCCACGGCUAUGUGAAGUGCGGGGGCAAAAAAACCAAGCACCUGGAACAAUGCGCGACAGAUGCCCCCUUCUUCAUCGAAUUCCUGUGGGCCAAUUUCCUACGAGAUCGCCUUCCGCUGAUUGAGGAUCCAAGCACCCCGGUUAUCCGCCCGCCGUCGGAGCACUUCAUUUACGAAGCAAGUUUCCAGGCUCAGGUCACAGGAUUGGGUUCUAUUUUAGAGCAGGCUGUUGAUGUAGCUAUGAGCGAUGUCGCCAAGGACAUGCCUGGUUACAAUUUAUCGCCCGAUAUAUGGAAGAAAGCCAUAGCUGAGAUUGACAAAAUCGGGUGUGACAAUGAUACAUCGGAAUAGUGCUUGGUAGUUGUGCUAUCAACUAUGAUUAUGUAAAGUGUACAGAUGAUGAGGAAGGAAAUGUAAAUCAGUAAGGGAGAACAGCUUCAAGCCGCAGGACUGUUAUCAUUACCUCGAUAAGGAUAGUUCAGAUUGUCAACUACUGAAUGGGGGGGACAAUAUCGGACGCCAUACCAAACAUUGCCCAGGACAAGUUGACCACGUAUUGCACUAAUUGAGAAGUCAGAAAGAACCAGGAAACUAGAAUAAACCAAGUCUAGAUAUUGGAG